CAAUGGGAGACAUUGAAAAGGGCAAGAAGAUCUUUGUUCAGAAGUGUGCACAGUGCCAUACGGUUGAGAAAGGAGGCAAGCACAAGACUGGCCCAAAUCUGCAUGGGCUCAUCGGCCGAAAGACUGGUCAAGCUGCAGGCUUUUCCUACACAGAAGCCAACAAAAGCAAAGGAAUAAUCUGGGGGGACGAUACACUGAUGGAGUACUUGGAGAACCCUAAGAAGUAUAUUCCAGGAACUAAGAUGAUCUUUGCUGGCAUUAAGAAGAAAGGGGAGAGGGCAGAUCUAAUAGCAUACCUUAAGGAUGCCACUGCUAAGUAAUGGUUAUCCGUUGCCUUAUUUAUUUCACCAAGCAAAUGAAAAUGACUCUCUGCGAUGAGAUUGGUUUUUAAACUUUCUAUUUUUACAUACAGUGUACCUGCUAAAUCUUUCUCGUCAGCCAGAGAACUUUGAUCAUGGAUGGUUGUUCAAACAUAUGUACUUGUGUCAUAAUUUAUAGAAAUGUGUAAUUCGG
This is a messenger RNA of Euleptes europaea (tarantolino), 513 nucleotides long. Its product is annotated as cytochrome c. The record is from RefSeq and is a predicted model, not a curated record. Gene Ontology annotation, biological process: mitochondrial electron transport, ubiquinol to cytochrome c; mitochondrial electron transport, cytochrome c to oxygen. The transcript has 2 exons. Gene Ontology annotation, molecular function: electron transfer activity; heme binding. NCBI's taxonomy places the organism in Eukaryota, Metazoa, Chordata, Lepidosauria, Squamata, Sphaerodactylidae. Bases 3 to 320 code for a protein of 105 amino acids. Gene Ontology annotation, cellular component: mitochondrial intermembrane space.